This is a messenger RNA of Mya arenaria, 4392 nucleotides long. RefSeq names its product tyrosine-protein phosphatase 10D-like. The record is from RefSeq and is a predicted model, not a curated record. Gene Ontology annotation, biological process: protein dephosphorylation. Lineage: Eukaryota; Metazoa; Mollusca; Bivalvia; Myida; Myidae. The transcript is spliced from 24 exons. Gene Ontology annotation, molecular function: protein binding; protein tyrosine phosphatase activity. The coding region runs from base 197 to 3052 and encodes 951 amino acids.
AGUAACCAAUUUGACAGCCGGGACAAAAUACGAUAUAAAAAUCUUUGCACACAGUUUUAACAAAUAUAGCGCUUCAAAAUUGGACACAUUUACAACGAAACCAAGUGAACCAAGUGAGCCACUUAACCUUACAGUUGAAGUUCUAGGUGAAAAGGAAGUAAAGUUAAAUUGGGAAACUCCUGAGCUCCCAAACGGGAUGAUCUCUGCCUACACGGUUUGCUAUGCUUACAAGCACUAUUGGGACCAGUCAUACUUCGAACUAAACUGCACUAACAAAACAAAGCAGGAAAUCAAAAUGAUUGGAAACCACGUUGAAACCAACUUGUCACUUCCGUUUGCAGGAGCAUUUUAUAACGUUUUUGUUGCUGCUGUUAACCAGAUGUUCACGGGAAGAUCUAGUUCUGCUCUCGCAAGAAGUAAUGAAUCAACACCCGAGAGUGUCACUGGACUGUACACACAGGCAACCAACACAACCAUUACCUUGAUGUGGUCACGUCCAGCUGUCCCGAAUGGAGAUAUCAUAGGGUACCAGCUACAUUGGGAUAAAGGGGGAGACAUGUGCUCAGUCGUCAUCAAUGUAGAUUCGGACGAGGUAAAAAAUGGUGACAACUGUGGUUGGGAUCUGCCUGAGCGAAUUGUUGUCAACCAAAAGGACAUGAACUAUACUAUAUCCGGGCUUGACCAUUAUAAAAACUAUAGCAUGUGGGUGACGCCGUUUACAGCUGUAGGAUCCGGGCCAAUCAGUAAUACCACGCAACAUACGACUGAAACAAGACCGGGUCCUGUGGGCAUUGUAACAAUACGCGAUAUUGGGCCCACCGCGAUUAACGUGACAUGGACGAUUCCUGAAAUUAACCCAGGUCCGACCAACUACACAGCGGUCGCUAACAGCACGAUACCAGGAGAGGAACAUAUUGCUCGGUGUGAAGUUGAAGAUUACACGAGCACUGGAUGUGAGAUAAAGAACCUCCGCGAAUUUUGGCAGUACCAGGUGAAUGUCAUUGCUGAAACCAAGGGAGGGAUCAGUGAACCAACACUCUCCGAGGCUUUCUAUACACAAGAAUCAAUCCCAGGAACACCGACGUCAUUACACGUUGACUUUUUUAAUGCUCCACCAUCCGCAUGCGACACCACAAAAAUGAGAGUUACCUGGACCGAACCCAACCUCCUGGACAGACAUGCCUAUAUCACACGUUAUAAUGUACAGCUUAAUGACGAGGUGUUCACGUAUGACGUUUAUGUCCCUAAACCAUUUGACCCAAACAACAGAGAGUUUUCAUUUGAACAGAAUGGUCUCAAGGCUACAUGGACAUAUCAGUGGCAGCUGUUUGCAGUUGGAAAAAACGGGGUUAAGGGAUUGCCUGCAAAUUUCACAUUUUCGACGGGAAUAUGCGCUCCCCCAAAAAUGGACUCCGAUCUUAAAAAAUUAGAGAUCACCUCGUCAUCGGUGAUUUUUAAUCUUGAUCAUUAUUUCUUCAAGAACGAAAAACAAGGGAAGAUAAUGGCAUAUGGCAUGGUAGGAGGAAACGGACGAGAUGUAGUCAGAAAAGUAAAUGGAAACACUGUUUUGAGUUUAGGAAGCUGGAGUAAGUUUACAUCGAAUAAUCAUCAGGGUGCUUAUAGAUUCACUUUCAACCUGACGCCUAAUGUGAACGGUAAACUUCGGCUAGAAGUUGGACAAAAUAGAACCUGCAGAAAAGAGGAUUUUGAAGAGUUCUGCAAUGGACCGCUUCCUAGUGGAUUAGAAUUAUGGGUUAAGGCUUAUGCCUGCACCGCGAUCAAUUUAUGCACUGUUUCUGACCACUAUGGACCUUUUACAAUCCAACAACUACAAAGCGCCUCGAAGGAUGGUGGUGUGGAUGGGGCCUUGAUUGCAUUGCCCAUUCUUAUUGCCAUCCUUAUCCUCAUCAGUAUGUUUCUGGUUCUUUGGUGGCGAGGAGCAAUUGACCCACUUAAGUGGAUGAUUGGAGGGGGCGAGGAAGAUGAACUAGUAACCCUUCAAGAGAUUGCAGAUCCCGACAGAUCCAUUCCAAUAGCAACAUACAGCGAGGCCCUUGCUGAUCUUCACAGGGACACACAUCUCAUCCUGUCAGUUCAGUACGAGGAGAUAAAGCGACGAGCGGGUCAAAUAGAAGUGAGGUCAGGCUUCGAGGCUGCCAACCUUGAACCAAACAAGCCCAAAAACAGAUGGGUCAACAUUCUACCCUUCGACCAUAGCCGGGUCAAUCUUCAACAGUUGGAUGACGAUGACCCAGAAUCAGACUAUAUUAAUGCUAACUAUAUGCCUGGCUUUCACCAUCAACGGGAGUUCAUAGCAACCCAAGGUCCGUUGCCCGGAACAAUCGACGACUUCUGGCGAAUGGUGUGGGAACAAAACGUCAUGGUGAUCGUCAUGUUAACACAAUGCAAGGAGGGAAAUAGAGUAAAAUGUGAGAUGUACUGGCCGGACACUGUCCAAGAGGCAAAGCAAUACGGAGAUGUUGUGGUCAACCCGACCUCGAUAACCAACAUGAACAAGUUCAAUAUCAACAUCUUCGACAUCUCUCACGCCAGCGAUCUAACGAAGACUAGAAAAGUUUUGCAAUUCCACUACCUGGACUUUAUGGAUUUCACUGCUGCCGUGGAAGUUGAUCAUUUCAUCGAAUUUGUACGCACGGUUCGAGGUCACGUGCCCCACGAUAUGACCAGUCCUAUGGUUAUCCAUUGCAGUGCUGACGUAGGCAGGACGGGCUCUUACAUCGCCAUAGAUCACUUGCAAGAGUAUCUGAACUCUCCCAAGUUCAGUUCCGAUGAUCACAUCAACAUUUUUGACAUGGUCAUGGAAAUGAGGGAACAGAGAGUCAACAUGGUCCAGACAGAAGCUCAGUACAUCCUGAUCCACGACUGUUUUGAGUGGAUGUUGGAGGACAAGAAGAAAUCUCUGAAAACCACAGAGUCAAUAGCGGAUCUAUACGCUAACCAGGCAUACGAUAAGAAAGCAGGAGCAAAUCCCUUUCCAGACGUCGAGUAUGAGAACGUGAAUUAUGAGAAUAAACAGAGAACAGAGCUCUGAGUGGCAUUUGUCGGAUAUUCUGAGUAAAAGCAACAAUACAAUAAACGAAGAACAGAGUUCUUUGUGUCAGUUGUCGGAAUUCCGGGCAGAAACAACAAUACAUAAACAAAGAACAGAGCUCUGAGUGGCAUUUGUCGGGAUUCUGAGUAGAAGCAAAAAUAUAAUAAACAAAGUACUGAGUUCUGAGUGGCAUUUGUCGGAAAAAAAGUGUUCAUAGAUGCAUAUGUUGUAAAUUUAUCAUAAUAAUAUUCCAAUACAAAACAAUACCAUAUAUAGUAUGUAGUGCAUUAACUCAUUUUGUCAUUAUUAAUCACCAAUUAUGAAUUCAGUGUUCUUGUGAAAAAGAUGUUUAUGGAUUUACGAACUCACACUUAUUUAAUCGUUUGUCGGUCAAUAGCCAAAAAAAAUUGCCCUAAAUAGGAGAAUGACCAGUAAACUAUUGGUCCGUAGCGGCUGGGCAUAGAGAGGCACUGGGGUCCUGAUUACUGACGACAAGCCUCUAAAUAAGUGUUUUAUUAGAUGAAAAAUUUAGUAUAUUUUUACAAUAAUUUAUAUAACACACAACAUGAACGUGCAUUAAAAGCAAUAAAAAGUGUACCGAACAGAGGAAAAAAAUAUAUUGUAAUAUUCACAACGCAUAAGUUUGAGAAAUAGUUCCAAUAUAAACAUGCUAAUUUAAAGGGACUGUACACCAGAUUUGCAACAAAGUUUUUUUCUGUAACGAAUCUCAGGACAAUUAUUUAAUAGAAUGUGUAACACUUUGAUAUCAUAAUUGUAAAAAAGUACCAAAUGUAAAAAGAAAUGUGUCGGAGACCGGAUUCAAACCUGUGUCACCAAAAUUACAGUCCAGUGUUAUAUCCACUGUGCUACGAAGGCUUUCUCCAUUCGAGUGGUAUAUUUAAGCUAUAUACCUAACUUGGUAAUAUCACGUGAUAACAUCGACUAGCCAAUCACGCAUAAGGAAUGAAUACUAUUAGGUAGACAUACCCAGUAAUCUUUUUAUUGGAAAAAUACGAAAUAACUGCUAAAAUUAAAUAAAUUGUAAACUAUGUGGUACUUCAGAUAGUAAGUUUAAUGAAUUGUUUACAUUAAUACCAAGUUUUUGUCAGUUUUCGACUCUUUUCUUUUUUUCUUGCAAAAUGAUCAUCUGGUGCACAGUUGCUUUAAUAAAAGGUGAUAAGUAUGGCUAAUUAUGUAAUUCAUGAUCUUGAUCUUUAUGUCAUUGAAAAUUAGAACAUAACUAAUUUAUUUAGAAAUGAAACUAAAAUCAUUAAACAAACCAAAAGAAACGUUUUUACUCUAAGAAAACCCAAACGAACUUGAGACUAUUUAUGAAAGGU